Messenger RNA from Lepisosteus oculatus (spotted gar), 950 nucleotides. RefSeq names its product neurensin 1 (gene nrsn1). NCBI's taxonomy places the organism in Eukaryota, Metazoa, Chordata, Actinopteri, Semionotiformes, Lepisosteidae. Gene Ontology annotation, biological process: nervous system development. Gene Ontology annotation, cellular component: transport vesicle; neuronal cell body; neuron projection. The record is from RefSeq and is a predicted model, not a curated record.
UUGCAAGUGAGUGAAUGUAAAUCAUAGAUUCUCUAUGAGGGGAAGCGCAGAGUGAUGGGACCCAAGUGAGGGAGAAACAGCGAGAUAUCACUCUCCGGGCUGGUAAUGACAGAUGUGAAGAAUGAGUUCUUGCUCAGAGAUCUGUGGGUCAGAGCAUGCUGAGCAAGCACAGAGUGCAGCAGAAAGUCAUUAUCAGCGCUAUGGAGUCCGUUCGUACUUGCACCAGUUCUAUGAGGACUGCACAGCCUCCAUCUGGGAACGUGAUGAAGAUUUUCAGAUUCAGAGAUCGCCAAGUCGGUGGAGCUCUGUUCUCUGGAAGGUUGGACUCAUGUCUGGAACCCUAGUCCUCAUUAUUGGCCUGAUAGUGAUUGCUGUUGGCUAUGUCACCUCACCAAAAAUGGAGGCCUUUGGGGAAGAUGACCUGCUUUUUGUGGAUAGUCAUGCAAUGAGGUUUAAUCAUGCUCUCGACAUAUGCAAGAUUGCUGGUGCCAUUUUGUUUUGCAUAGGAGGAAUCAUGAUGGUAAUAUGUCUUUUGAUGUCUGCUUUUGCCAAAAGUUAUUCAAAGGAAGAAAGGUACCUACAACAAAAAUUCAAAGAAAGAAUAGCUGAAUUGCAGGCUACUGUUCAUCCAAUUACAAAAGCACCUACUCCUGGAGAGAGUAAGAUUCCUGUCACACUGUCUAAAGUGCAAAAUGUUCAACCUACUUCUGAAACCUGAUGUUAUAUACAGUAUCUCAGUUACAUCCCAAGGUGUUUCUUUUAAGGUCAGCUCAUGUGAUUUCACCUAAAUAGACACAUAGGAAAGAAAAGCAAUUACAGUAUGUUAAUAAUAAUUAGCCCUAGAGCAGCAUGGUCGUGCAGUGGUUAGAAUUGCAGCACUGGGACCCUGGGUUCAAUUCUGGACCUGGGGUGCUAUCUGCAUAAAGCUUGUAUUUUCACCCCAUGUUCAC